UAGCAGUCAGCACUAAGCUGUUUCAACUGUGAAUGCUGCUGGGUCAGGCAGCUCGGCAGUUUCGAGGUAGGCUGCACAAUUGCCUGAAACUUGCAUAGGAUGAAUACGUUUGCAAUGGUUACGAUGGCUUAUCAUUAGACACUACACUCAUCCCCCUUCCUGAGAGGGUCCUACUUGAAAUGGCCAAGUACAAGCUAGUCCUGCUGAGGCACGGUGAAGGGGCCUGGAACAAAGAGAACCGCUUCUGCAGCUGGGUGGACCAGAAACUGAGCAGCGAUGGGGUGAAGGAGGCCCAGUCCUGUGGGAGGCAUCUCAAAAACCUGGGUUUUGAGUUUGACCUCGUGUUCACGUCUCUCCUCAGCCGCUCUAUUCAGACUGCGUGGUUUGUGCUUGAGGAGAUGGGGCAGGAAUGGGUUCCCACCGAAGCUUCCUGGAGGCUGAAUGAGAGGCACUACGGCGCGCUGAUCGGCCUCAACCGGGCAGAAAUGGCUCUGAACCAUGGGGAAGAGCAGGUGAAAAGGUGGCGGAGGAGCUACGACGUCACCCCGCCUCCCAUCACAGAGUCCCAUCCUUAUUAUCACGAAAUCUACAGCGAUCGCAGGUAUAAGCAUUGCGAUGUACCCUUGGAAAAACUCCCAAAGGCUGAGAGUUUAAAGGAAGUCCUUGACAGACUCCUUCCUUACUGGAAUGAGAGGAUAGCGCCAGAGGUAAAGAGGGGCAAAACCAUUCUGAUUUCUGCUCAUGGGAACAGCACGCGGGCUCUGCUGAAACAUUUGGAAGGCAUUUCUGACGAGGCCAUUGUCAAUGUCACCCUUCCCACCGGCAUUCCGGUUCUUCUAGAGCUCGAUGAGGAUUUACGUCCGCUUGGCCAGCACCGGUUUCUGGGUGACCAAGAAGUAAUCCAAGCUGCCAUCAAGAAAGUGGAGGAUCAAGGGAAAGCCAAGCCUGGGGAGAAAUAAAGACCACUUUUUCCAAUGGGCUUGCUCAUCUGUUAUCAUAUGCGGAGAAAGAUAAUGCUUGGUGAUUGCACUGUACCCACUUUGUUUAAUUUUAAAUAUUCAGUAAUUGGUAGAUAAUGGUGGCUAAGUGUUAGCUCUUCACCUUUGGAGCCUUGAGGUAAAAUCCUAGUCCAAUAGAAAGUAAAUUCACUAGAUCUCAGCUCGAGCAACUGAAGACUGUUGCAUAAUCUUCCCGAAUCCUACGUGCAUUGGUGGGAUUAAAUGUUGUGUGCAAUUCCACGGUGUUCUUGUUUACUGUUUGAAUUGUGAAGCUGGCUUUGUGUGGUGGGAAAGAGCUUCUUCACUAUUUCAUGCUUUUUGGUUAAUAAACUCUUCCCCACGCACGCA
Molecule: messenger RNA, 1346 nt
Organism: Eublepharis macularius
Lineage: Eukaryota; Metazoa; Chordata; Lepidosauria; Squamata; Eublepharidae
Gene: BPGM
Product: bisphosphoglycerate mutase
Exons: 4
Coding region: 180-959 (259 amino acids)
Biological process (GO): glycolytic process
Molecular function (GO): intramolecular phosphotransferase activity
Source: RefSeq, a predicted model, not a curated record